CUUGCUCUACCUACCUCCCUACCUAGUCCAUGCAUAGUACUUCCUUCUUACCUACCUUCCUACCUACCUACUUAUCCAUCCAUCCACCCAUCCCUCCUCAUCUAUCGCUACCGCUCCCCGGCUCAUCCAUUCACCCUGUCAGCCCUCGACCUCCUUGUUCGGCUCUCAAACAGCAACAGCUCCACAACCACGUCCCUGGCAGUAGUUCGUCGCCGAAACCCCCUCCCAUUAAACCCGCCCCCUGCCAUUAACACCUCUUUGAUUGCCUUGAAUCUUUCCGUCUCUUGCGGGUCCUGUCUGCACCCUCUGCACCACUGCUGCGGCCAAGCCCCCGCGCCAAUCUGCUCCUAGCCGUGCGCCUGCGUCUUCGUCUUACGCACGCCACUGUGCUUCUGCACUCCGCUGGCCUCUUCUCGACCUUCGUCUGUCUGUCUGCCAACCUGCCUUCAUGUGCCCACCCUCUUUUCCCUGAUCUCUACCUGCUGCCGCCAUACUUUGCAUCAGCCGUCACUUUGCUCUUGUGCAUGGCUUACCGUCCUCUCUCCUGUUUUAUAUCUCGUCUUGUCCCGGCGCCCUUGGAUUCAUCGCUCUUGUCCACGACCUUGUGCAUCGUGGAUCCAAUCCUACCUUGACUGCCGACCUCCAACCUCCUCCUCCUCUUUCAAGAACCACCAUGCUCACGGAUAUGAACCGUCUGCCUAGCAUGCCCUCCCAUUCGCCCUCUCUCCACGCAUAUGCUCCCUAUGGCCAACAUCAGAAAGCGUCUGCCCCAUUGUCCCAGCCAAAUGGGCCACUGGUGUCGCAGCGUCCUCCAGCCAAAGAAGCCGAUCCAAGCCAGAUCCAUUCACAGCAAUUGCCCAGUUUGCGAACCCUCCUGGAACCGCAACUGCUUGACAACAAGCCAGCUGAACUGUCUGUACGACCCAACGUUGCUUUUUCAAAUCACGCCUCAUCAACGAGAUACGAAUCUGCCAGCCCAACCUUGAAGAGACGGCUUGAUUUCGACAGUUACAGCCAUGACGUUCCCGAAAGCAAAGCCUUCACUUCUCGACCAGCACCUCCUUUUCGGCACAACCCUUACACUUCUGCCAUAGAUUCUUCGUCUACGCACUCUCCCACCCCGGCAUCAACGCCUGGCUCCUAUCAGUCAGACUUUUCACGCCAUGGAAGCCUUGUUCGCCUCACGCAUAACGAACCUAUGGGAACCCUUUUCCGACCACCUUCCACGGCUUCGGCAUUGAACGCCCCGCCCGAAUCAUCAGUGCCACAAUCCAGCCACUCGCCUCAGGACGACCAUUUGGAUGUGCUCAAAACAGUCAGGAGGCGCACCGAAGGGGUGUCUCGUGCCCCAGUGCGUUCCUCCAGAUGUGUGGGCCAGCGUGAGGUUCCCGGGGAAGGAUUAUGCUAUGUGUAUGAGGAUGGGUCGUAUUGUCGUGCCAUAAUCGAUGGCGAGCCUGUGAACCCCUCAUGGGGUAUAACGAAGGCCGGCAAACCUCGAAAGCGGCUCGCUCAAGCCUGCCUAACCUGCCGCGAGAAGAAGAUCAAAUGCGAACCUGCUUUCCCCAAGUGCCAUCAAUGCACUAAAUCGCAAAGAACCUGUAGAGGAGGGCUCAAUCGCCAAGGCAUGAGCAAUGCUUCGGAAGAGACUUCACCGUCGUCAUCGACCGUGCUAUUUAAGAAUCGGUCGAUCGAACUCAUCAGCCCAGUCGCUGGCCCGACCAAACCAAAAGCUCUUGACGAACAGCGUGAUUUUCCUAGAGCACCUGAAGCUUGGAAUGCUGCUGCAUUGAAACCUCAAAACUUUCGUCCAAACUCGGUUGCUACCUCUUUGCGAGACAUGUCAGUACACUCGGUAGACUCGGAUUGGAGCGGUUCAGCGACUUACCAGGACCCGGAUGACCACAGGCGCGGAUCACAUCAGGAUCACUUGGCCCUCCAAUGGGAGCAGGACCCUUAUGAGACAGACCCCCGUCUUACAAUGCAUCUUCUCGACCUCUACUUCGACCAUGCUGGCCGGGCUACCUACGGGAUGUUCCCUAGGCAGCCUUUCUUGUCGUGGGUCGAACAUGAUCACGAAAAGAGCCAGGAUUAUCUCAUGCUGCUAUACUCAGCCCUUGCUCUGGGCUCCGUCUUCUCUGCAGAUCUAGAACAGCAAGCUCUUGGCAGGCGCUUUGCUGCUGUUGCUAGCUAUGCUGUUGAGAAGCGGUUUGGCAGGUUCACCUUGCAGUUGUGCCAAAGUCGACUGUUGUUAGCUUUGUACAAUUUUGCGCGGGGCAAGUCGCAAGAGGCAUGGGAUUUGUGUGGAGCUGGUUUGCGGGCCAUCAGCGCCUUGAGACUCAACACAGAAGAGGGCAUCAAGGAACUUCCGGACACGCUAUCGGACCUGGACUAUGGAUUUGAUCGCGGGACUCUGGAAGAAUGUUGCCGGCGCACCUUUUGGUCCGGAUUUUUGAUGGAUCGCUACAACGGGUUCUGUGGUGGCACCCUAUGUGUUAUCAACAUCGAGGAUACCUUCCUUCGUCUCCCAUGCUUGGAGAGCAUGUUUGAAGCAUCCACUCCCUGCGAAACUCCGUUGUUCGACUUUGAUCUGCUGAGCCACAACUCGCCUCCGGGACCUCCACUGGGCUAUAUGGCGUAUCUUACCUUGAUUUCCAUGAUCUGGGGCGACGUUUUGACUUUUACUAGCCGUGCUAUUCGUCGCCCUGAAUCAGGCUAUGAACGGAUGUACGAAACAUUCUACGCUCAAACUUAUGAACGACUCGACAAAUGGCACGCCAUGCUACCAGACAAUCUUCGAUACUCUCCUGCAAAUCUCGACAACAGCAUCAUCGAGGGUUUUGCGGGAACUUUUAUUUCGCUUCAUGCACUAUACACCACUGCCAUCAUUCGGCUCAACCGCCAUGUCCGUGUUCACAUGUUGGGGCAGGAUAAACUCACAAGAAAUAUCGACCAAGUAUUUCGCACAGCUUCGCAUUUCCUCUCCAUGAUGCAUUCGCUGGCUGCUCCCAAUCGUCAGCAGCGCCUCCCUCCCAAUACGGCAGCUGAAUUUCUGUUCUCUACGCCUUUUCCUGGAUAUGCGUUGAUGUUGUCGAUUGACGUUCUGACUGCAGUGGGCACGGUUUCCACUCUUCCGAACUUGAUUGAGACGGUUGAAACAUCAAUGUCAUGCGUUGAGGAGCUGGCCAAUUUCUGGGCUUCGGCUCGCGUACAACACAAAACAAUCUCGAACCGCGUCAAGCAGCUUGCAGAGGUUGCCCUAUCGGAGGAACGCGGCGCACGCAAUGGCAGUCACGGCCCGUUCUGGAAGCUCAACGACCGUCUCGAGACGGCGUUUGGAAAUGAAGAUCUUAUAUACAGGACCAAUGAGCAAGUGCUUUUUGGCGUUGUCGAGCAACUAACGACGGCUCGAUAA
Messenger RNA from Periconia digitata, 3412 nucleotides. The record is from the annotation of a GenBank genome assembly. Lineage: Eukaryota; Fungi; Ascomycota; Dothideomycetes; Pleosporales; Periconiaceae.